This is a messenger RNA of Ochotona princeps (American pika), 4094 nucleotides long. RefSeq names its product slingshot protein phosphatase 1 (gene SSH1). Gene Ontology annotation, biological process: protein dephosphorylation; negative regulation of actin filament polymerization; actin cytoskeleton organization. The coding region runs from base 144 to 3248 and encodes 1034 amino acids. The transcript has 15 exons. Gene Ontology annotation, cellular component: cytoplasm. The record is from RefSeq and is a predicted model, not a curated record. Gene Ontology annotation, molecular function: actin binding; protein tyrosine/serine/threonine phosphatase activity. Lineage: Eukaryota; Metazoa; Chordata; Mammalia; Lagomorpha; Ochotonidae.
GAGAGGGGCGGGCCUGGCUCGGCCCGGCUGUCUGCCCGCCCGCCCGCCCGCGCGCGGCUCCUGGAGGCCCCGGGCCCGGCCGGGGCGGCGACGGCAGCGGUGGUGUCGGCAGCCUCAAUUCCAGGCCUCAGCGCGCCGCAGCCAUGGCUCUGGUGACCCUGCAGCGCUCGCCCACGCCCAGCGCCGCCUCCUCUUCAGCCAGCAACAGCGAGCUGGAGGCUGGCAGCGAUGAGGAGCGCAAGCUGAACCUCAGCCUAAGCGAGAGCUUUUUCAUGGUGAAAGGAGCAGCGCUCUUCUUGCAACAGGGAAACAGCGCCCAAGGCCCACGGAGUCUUCAGCACCCCCACAAGCAUGCAGCAGGUGACCUGCCGCAGCACCUGCAGGUAAUGAUCAACCUGCUGCGUUGUGAAGACAGAAUCAAGCUGGCCGUGCGCCUGGAGAGCGCCUGGACGGACCGUGUGAGGUACAUGGUGGUAGUGUACAGCAAUGGGCGGCAGGACACCGAGGAAAACAUCCUGCUGGGAGUGGACUUCUCCAGCAAGGAGAGCAAGAGUUGCACCAUCGGGAUGGUUCUGCGGCUGUGGAGUGACACGAAAAUCCACCUGGAUGGAGAUGGCGGCUUCAGUGUGAGCACAGCGGGAAGGAUGCACAUCUUCAAGCCCGUGUCUGUCCAGGCCAUGUGGUCAGCCCUGCAGGUGCUGCACAAGGCCUGCGAAGUGGCACGAAGGCACAACUACUUCCCGGGGGGCGUGGCCCUCAUCUGGGCCACCUACUACGAGAGCUGCAUUGGCUCCGAGCAGAGCUGCAUCAAUGAGUGGAACGCCAUGCAGGACCUCGAGUCCACCCGGCCCGACUCCCCAGCCCUGUUUGUGGACAAGCCAACCGAAGGAGAAAGGACCGAGCGCCUCAUCAAAGCCAAACUUCGAAGUAUCAUGAUGAGCCAGGAUCUAGAAAACGUGACCUCCAAAGAGAUCCGGAACGAAUUAGAGAAGCAGAUGAACUGUAACUUGAAAGAAUUCAAGGAAUUCAUCGACAAUGAGAUGCUGCUUAUCUUGGGACAGAUGGACAAGCCCUCACUCAUCUUCGACCAUCUUUAUCUCGGCUCUGAAUGGAAUGCAUCCAAUCUGGAGGAACUGCAGGGUUCAGGGGUUGACUACAUCUUAAACGUCACCAGAGAAAUAGAUAACUUUUUCCCUGGCCUGUUUGCCUACCAUAACAUCCGUGUCUACGACGAAGAGACCACGGACCUGCUAGCCCACUGGAAUGAGGCAUAUCACUUCAUAAACAAGGCCAAGAGAAACCACUCCAAGUGCCUGGUGCACUGCAAGAUGGGCGUCAGCCGCUCGGCAUCCACCGUCAUCGCCUACGCCAUGAAGGAGUUCGGCUGGCCUCUGGAGAAAGCGUACAACUACGUAAAGCAGAAGCGCAGCAUCGCGCGACCCAACGCUGGCUUCAUGAGGCAGUUGUCCGAGUACGAGGGCAUCCUGGACGCCAGCAAACAGCGACACAACAAGCUCUGGCGUCCUCAGACAGAAAGUAGCCUCCAGCCACCAGUGGACGACCCUGCUGCCCCCAGUGACUGCUUACCGGAGUCCCUGGAUGAUGAAACCCGGCUGCCCUGCUUGGACGAUGCCACCCAGCCUGGCUUCCCCAGCAGCAGGCUCCCUGGGGGUUCCCCACCCCCCUGCUGCUUCCGACGCCUCUCGGACCCCCUCCUGCACUCCCCAGAUGAGGAGGCAGACAGCCUGGUGCAGCUGGAGGAUCUGGAACGGGACACACUGCCAGAAGAGGCUCCUCAGCCCUCUGAGGCACACAGGCCAGACAGACCCCUCCCGGCAAGUCCUGGGCUCCCUGAGAAAGACGCGAAGAAGAGACUCGAAUUCGGGAGCCCCAAAGCCCGGAGUGGCCCCUGCCCGCAGGUGGACGAGAUGGACAGGGAGGAGGGCCCAAGAACUGGGAGGUGGGUGCGCUCCCCAACGCUGCUCAACCGAGAAAACCUAAACAACAACAACAGCAAGAGGAGCUGCCCGGAUGACUUUGAGCACGAUGCCAUAUUUGGGAUCCUUAACAAAGUGAAGCCACCCUAUAAGUCCUGUGCCAACUGCAUGUACCCCCCCACCAGUGGGGCUCCCGAGACCUUCAGGGAACCACGUGAAGAUCCACACACUGGUGCCAUUUGCACCCAGCCCGCCUUCCUGCCUCACGUCACCUCCUCCCCCAUGACCCACACAUCUGGCAGGUGCAAAGCUCUGGAGAAGCCAGCCUCUGGCCCAGCCUUCGAAACCCUCCCUGUCCCACCAGGAGCAGGCUCAAGAAGGCCAGACAGCAAUGGCACUGGGGCCACCUCAGAGUCGCCAGGGAGCCUUCUAGAACCUUCCAGAGAGACCUCAAAAGUCCUUCCAAAACUGUGCCUCCUCUUGAAGAAUUCGCACUGUGAUCAGAGCCCAUGUCCUGGCCCAGAAAGGACAAAGGAAGAGCCGGCGCCCAGGAAAGACCCAAAGGCAGCCAAGGACCUGCGGCUCCUGUUCAGCGGUGACGCCGAGAGGCCAGCAGCCAGCAGCUACCUGAUGCAGCACCAGGAGUCCAUCAUCCAGCUGCAGAAGGCCGGCCUGGUCCGCAAGCACACCAAAGAGCUCGAGAGGCUCAAGGGCUCACUGGCAGACACGGCGGCUUCCUGCAGGGAUAGCCCGGCCAGCAGGCUAGAAGCCAGUAUCCCCGAGGAGAGCCCUGAGAAGUUGGACACCGCCUCAGCCCAGGUUGCCGCUGAAGCAGCCUGGCCGAGGAGCCCCCCGGCCUUCCUGUACCGCCUGGAUCACACCAGUAGUUUCUCAAAGGACUUCCUGAAGACCAUCUGCUACACACCCACCUCAUCAUCCAUGAGCUCCAACCUGACCCGGAGCUCCAGCAGUGACAGCAUCCACAGCGUGCGCGGGAAGCCUGGGCUGGUGAAGCAGCGCACGCAGGAGAUCGAGACGCGGCUCCGGCUGGCCGGCCUCACCGUCUCAUCCCCGCUGAAGCGCUCACACUCCCUGGCCAAGCUCGGGAGCCUCAACUUCUCCACCGAAGACCUAUCCAGCGAGGCCGAUGUGUCUACCACCGCCGACUCUCAGGACACCAAGCUGAGUGAGUUUUCUUCCUCCUUAUACGAGCCUCAGGCCACACCAAGGAGCCCGGCCACCCCCUCCAGACCAUCAGGGAAACCUAUCCCCGAGAACACGCCAAGUCCCACCCAGGCAAGCAGGAGCUGACCCACCCUGUGUGGCCUGGGAACUUCGGGGCCCAUUACCUGCCCACCCUCCUGCCACCAGGGUCCUUCCCUCAGUUCUUCUAAGGGUGUAGGCCAACCCCCUGCACCUUCAUUUGUCUUAAACAACUGCAGUCAGCCUCCGUUUUCCACUCUUGUCAGAGGUGGGGGAGGGACGCCAGUCGUUAACACAUAGCACAAGAAGAGAGAGUGUACACGUGACUCCCGGAGUCUCCUUGUCGUGUGUCUUCAAGAAGAGCAUGCACAGAUAGGCACACACUUCCAGAACAUUACAUCAUAACGUGGCAAAAGCAGCAUUGCAGCAGUGGCGUCCCUGCGGCGCCUGUUCCUGGCUCAUCCCAGCCCUCGGGUUGAAACUCUGGGAUGGCGACCUGAGUCCUACCUCUGUUCUUGCUGUGCUUUUUUUGUCUGUUUUUUUUUUUUUGAUCUGUCAGGUGGGAACAUUCCUGGGAAUAAUGCUGAGUCCCAAAGGGUAUUUUCAGGAAAGAAUUUCUGUCUUCUGGAUAUGGGACCCCAGGAAUGUCAAGACUGAACCCUGUGCACCCAGCACUGCUGAGCAAAGUCCACAGACCACAUCACCCGUGCUGGAACCAGCCCCAUGCUGUGCAUGUUCUCUGUGUCCUGGUACCAGCGUGCUAGCCCAGGGAUGUGUGUAUGCCUGGCACUGAGUCAGUGGCAGGAAGUGGGUGGGAUCCACUCAGUGGGUGCUGGCGGUGACGUGCCCACAGCUGCCCCGUCUGAGAGGGAAGGCCCCGUAAGCCUGGGUGGGCCAUCUCUGCUGCUGAGGCGCUUGUUUUUAUCAGGAGGGGGGAUUGCUCCAAGUUAUCUG